Molecule: messenger RNA, 5248 nt
Organism: Pocillopora verrucosa
Lineage: Eukaryota; Metazoa; Cnidaria; Anthozoa; Scleractinia; Pocilloporidae
Product: glycogen [starch] synthase, muscle-like
Biological process (GO): glycogen biosynthetic process
Cellular component (GO): cytoplasm
Molecular function (GO): alpha-1,4-glucan glucosyltransferase (UDP-glucose donor) activity
Source: RefSeq, a predicted model, not a curated record
UGAAAGCGAAGGUAAUAUCGCGUUCUAUUUUUUCGUAUUUAAGAAAAAAACAGACUUUUCGUGGAUGCUCUGUGAAUACAUGGAAUGUGCGACCCAUCAUCUUGCUUCCGUCUGAUUUUCCGUUUGUUUACUUCGUUCUUUGAAAGCACGGAAAGCAUCCCGUUGGUUUCCUUUUUCUCGAAGUUGCAAAAACAAAGAGCUCUGAUGAGGAGUCGAAGGGAUCAGACCGAUGGUGACAUGGAAACAAUUAGAUCAGGUAUACAAUCCUUAGAGCCAGCGGGAAUACCUGUGAGUAAUAUCGGCGUUGGUUGUGAGCGCAGUAUGGAGAGGACGUUAAGUACGGCUUCAGACAUCGUAGUGCGCCCUUGGGAUGGAGUUCCGAAUCAGGAGCCUCACUAUUUUACCUUUGAAGUCUCGUGGGAGGUUGCCAACAAAGUUGGUGGGAUCUACACUGUGAUCAGAUCUAAGGCACCUGCCGCAGUUGAUGUACUAGGAAACAAGUAUUGCUUGAUAGGAAUUUAUAAUGAUCUGCAGUGCAAGACUGAGGUCGAAAUGGUGGAACCUGAAGACCCUGCCAUUAAAGGUGCUAUUCAGGCCAUGAGAGACAGUGGUGUAGAGACUCAUUUUGGAAGAUGGUUGAUUGAUGGAUAUCCCAAGGUGGUUCUUUUCAACAUUGGCUCAAUUUACCACAAGCUGGGUCAAAUGAAGAAUGACUUUUGGAAGAAAACUCACAUUGGUAUCCCUGACCUUGACACAGAGUCUAAUGAUGCUGUUGUGUUGGGAUUCCUAGUUGCACAGUUUAUUGGAGAGUUUCGUACUAGAUGUGAACCUGACCUGCCUAUAGCUGCACAUUUCCAUGAGUGGCAGGCUGGGGUGGGAUUGGUUCUCCUGCGCAUGACAAAUGUAGCUGUGGCAACAAUUUUCACAACACAUGCAACACUGUUGGGCCGUUACCUUUGUGCAGCCAAUGUGGACUUCUAUAAUAAUUUAGAUAGGUUUGAUGUUGACAAGGAAGCUGGAGAUCGCAAGAUUUAUCAUCGUUACUGCCUUGAGCGAGCAGCUGCAAACAAUGCCCAUGUAUUCACUACUGUGUCACACAUCACAGCAGAUGAAGCAGAGCAUUUACUUAAAAGAAGAGCUGAAAUUGUUCUACCCAAUGGUCUAAAUGUUAUCAAAUACACAGCUCUACAUGAGUUCCAGAAUCUUCAUGCCAUUUCCAAAGAGAAGAUUUGUAACUUUGUGCGAGGUCAUUUUCAUGGACAUCUGGAUUUUGAUAUGGACAAGACAUUGUUCUUCUUCAGUGCUGGGAGGUACGAGUACUUCAACAAAGGAGCUGACUUGUACAUUGAAGCAUUAGCCAGGCUUAAUCACCUGUUAAAGUCCAGUGGCAGUGAUGUUACUGUAGUCGCAUUUCUAAUCUUUCCCGCGCGGACUAGCAACUUCAAUGUUGAUUCACUGAAAGGACAAGCUGUCACUAAACAGCUCAGUGACACAGUCUCUGAAAUCCAAGAUAAAAUUGGAAAACGGAUAUACGAGUCUUGUCUUGGGGGAAAGCUUCCGGAUGGCAAUAAGCUUUUAGAGGCAGAUGAGAUCAUCAAGCUGAAGAGAUGCAUCCUCGGCGCCAAGCGUCCAAACCUUCCCGCCAUUGUAACUCACAAUAUGUUAGAAGAUUCUGUGGACCCUAUUCUGUGUCACCUUCGAAGGACAAAUCUUUUCAAUAAGCCUGAGGACAGAGUCAAGGUUAUUUUCCAUCCUGAAUUCUUAUCCACCAUUAGUCCACUUCUUCCCAUUGACUACAGCGAGUUUGUGCGUGGCUGCCAUUUGGGGGUGUUUCCUUCUUAUUAUGAGCCUUGGGGUUACACUCCAGCGGAGUGUACCGUGAUGGGAAUCCCCUCCGUGUCCACUAAUCUGUCAGGAUUUGGUCGGUUCAUGGCAGAACACGUGACUGAUCCUACAUCCUACGGCAUUUAUCUUGUGGACAGGAGAUUCAAGUCAGCUGAAGAGUCAAUUGAUGAACUCACGCAGUACAUGAUGAGCUUUUGCAAACUGACAAGAAGACAGCGAAUCAUUCAGAGGAACAGGACCGAGCGUCUUAGUGAAUUAUUGGAUUGGAGGAGUCUUCACCGGUAUUACACCCGAGCACGGUUACUUGCCUUGCAUCAUCUUCAACCGGACAAAUACGAGAAGCCGAACAUGACCGAGGAAGCGCAAUCGAAUUUCACUUAUCCACGCCCAAGCUCGGAACCACCAUCUCCAGUCGCUUCCGAAUGUGGCUCGGACACUGGCGAAGAUGAAGAAGACACAAAGCAUCGACUCUUCAGUGAUUAAACUGUUUCCCUACGGGAAUGGUUUUCAGUAUGAAUAAGCAACCUCUCCUUCACAUACUAAAAUGGCGUGCACAAGUAUUCCUGCAAUAACUUAAAAUCCAGACAAAAUUUAAAACAAGGUCUCUACUACGCUUUAGUAAUAUUAGUGACUCGGUCUAAUGCUAGUCAUCGUGACUUCAGUCGAUUUUUUGUAACGCAUUCUCUCAACGAUGAGUCACACUAUCUCUUCAACAUCGGCGUGACCAAAAUUAUUGGUUGAGCUGGGUACCGAGCCAAUUUUUCAUUAUUUCACUCCAUUGUAUGAAUAACGCUAAUCUUUGAAAUGCGUUCUUUGAAGAAUAUUAUGUGACAUUUAUAGAGUGUUUUAAGUUAAGUUAUAGUGAACUGAAAACCGAAUUGAUGCCAGUUGACCUGCAAUUCAAGUAGGGAACAUAUUUAAGAAGAAGAGGGGUGGUGACGGUGGGUCUUCUUUCAAAGUGAAAAUUCGUGGAAACAACAACAGAAUUUAUGACUAGAAUUCAAUUGACAUUGCUUUAAUACAUAAGUAUAUGGCGAUGAGUAUUUCGUGUGAGGGUGAUAAAUGAUUAGUUUUAAUAUUAAUCUGAGUUUUUAUAGGGAAGGCAGUUUAUUUAUUUAAGCUGUUUAGCGUCAAGUUGUAAUAUGUAAUUGAAUCCUUUACUAAACAUAAACAUCUUUCCUUUUUUCUUUUGAAUAACAACAAACUGAGAGAAAUGAUAAUUACUCAUUGAGAUGAUAUUCUUGUAUUACGCAUAGGAUGCAAUCAGCGAAUUUAAUAGAAUAUAUCGUUCACAAUUCGUGACACUUCUCCGUUUAUUGUCAUCUAAACUUUUUCUCAUCUAAACUUUUCACUCUCUUUAGCAAAGCCUUCUGGGUUUGUUUAUGUCUCCUUUUAGUUUUGUUUUGUUUCGUUUUUCGUUUUGAACUGUCGUGUUUGUUGUUGUGUUUGUUCGUUUUGUUUUGUUUCGAAUUGUUGUGUUGUUGUGUUUGUCUCUUUUGUUUUUGUUUUCGUUUGUUUUUGUUUUACUUUUCAUUACCCAAUUUAACUCUCCAACGUGCGAAUUGCUUCGUUUUCUUUAGUGAAUUGGUUAUAACCCUUUUUGUGAGUUCUCUGCACUGUUUGGCAUAUAUUUCCUGCAGGUUAAGCUCGGAAAAUUUGCGUUAGUUCCAAAAAUGCUAUCUUUUGGAUGUUUUCCUGACAUCUCAUGGUCACCUUUCUGAAAGAAAACGUGUUAAUGUUGUGACAAGAAUUUUCUGGACACAGCUGAUACGAAAUGGUUUAGUGUGGGGAAUGAAUUAUCGAUAAGAAACUUUCCAAACCUUUAAAAAAAGAAAAGGUAGAUUAAUACAAAUUGACAACAUUUUUGCAUUUUUUAAGUGACAAGUAGAUUCGAUUUUGUCUCUUAAAGUGUAGGUAGCAGUUGACGUCAGAAUUUGGAAAGAACUAGAUGUAUUGGUGGUACUUACCAAAAGUGAUCUAUAACAGGACAGACACACGGCAAAACGGAAUACUUGCUUGGGUUUAUUCUUCUAUGAGAAGGAGGAUAAUGAUCAGGCUUGGUUCACUACCAUUCCGUUCCAAACAUGUUCCUUCGCUGGCAGAAGAUAAUCUGGUCCUAUCUGAUCUUAAUGUAAAUUUUCCACCGUAAAGAGUUUCUAAAGUUGAAAUUUCGAGUGUUAACUCCUUGUCAGAGGCUCUCCGCCAUGACGAAGGGCUAACGCUCGAGACGUCAGCUUUAGAAACUCUAAGGUGGCCAAUUAACAAUUGGUUCAUACGUCAGCGUGCGUUCAUCGAGAUAUGAAGCACGCGGGAAGUUUGGAGCGCACGAAAGAUGCGUAAGAGGCGUAGCCAGGAGCAACUCUAGCUUCUUGAGUGCUCUCUUAACUUCCCAAGUGCUUCAUAUCUCGAUGAACGCACAGCUGACGUAUGAACCAAUUGUUUUAUGACAUUUUCAACCCGAUGGAAAUUUUUUUCAUGCUCAUGAGAGCGUGCUCAAUAGGAAUAUGAAGCACGCUCGCGCAAUUGAAUUUGAUGAGACAAAUUUACUAGCCAUGUUAUAACUUACAUUAUAAACUCAAUCGAUAAUAUUAAAUUAUCAUUGGUAGCUUCACCGAAGCAGUAUCACAGUUUCUGUAGAAACUGUAACCACAGUGAUUCAGAAACUGUAAUCCCUUGGUCAGUUUGGUGAUAACGCGUAUCCUUAUGGAAAUCUUUCAAAAAAAAAAUCAUAGAUACUCUUCCUUCCGUUUUCGAGUGUUAGCCCUUCGUCAGAAGCUCUUCGCUCCGAUCAGCUUUAGAAACUCUACGGUGGCCAAUUCACAUUAUGAACUCGAUUGAUAAAACCAAAUCAUUAAGUGUUACUUUCCACCGACGCAGUGUCACAAUUUCUUUAAAAACUGCAUUUAACGACAGUUUCUUUAGAAACUGUAAAUCCUGUAUCCCUUUGGCGGUACUACGUAUUCUAAUGGACAUCUUUUAAAGAAAAAAAUCCAUAAAUACUCUUCCUCCUUUUCCUGGCCCAGUAACCCUCUCUCUUUUGAAGUAGUUUUCAAUGUAUUAAUAUUAUUUUUUACUCUUUUCCGACAUUCUUUUAGCGGUAGUUCUUCGUUGGGUCUUUCAUCAGCUUUUUCUGCUUUCGGUCGUUUCACAUUUUUCACUUUGAAAUAUGAUGUCAACGGGCUUUUAAUUCAAAUUCAUAAAACCACUGGAAAAAGGAUGAUUGAUCGUUCGAAUAAAAAUCAAUUCUUACUUGUAGAGUUUUAACGUUUGAUGUCUUGAUUACUGAGGUAAUGCAUUUAAAAAAUUACGUGUAUGCAGAUGAAAGAUUGCGGUUUUUGAAUGAUGCAUGUUUAAGCUACGUUAUGGGAUGUACAGCACGGAACAAUAAAAGCGAAAGAAAUUA